UGGAAUAGAGGCGCAUCUGCAUGGCGGGUGUGUUGGGACACGCGUCAUUCUAUUACAAUUAAAUUAAGUACGUUCUGCCUGUGCAAUUUAAGAUGUACGUUCGUGUCCGUUUGGGUAAGAUUUUUUACUUUGCUUCGCCAUACCGCUCGGUGUCCUUAUUCAGUAGAUAAGUGGUGGGGUGUGAUUAACCGGAGAUGAUCAGCUGUAAAAAAAAAAAAAAAAAAAAAAAACAGACCGUCGGUUAUAACGGCUAUUCUUUUCUUAAAUCGCUAGCGUAAACACAGACCUACUUCGUUUCCUAAGGAAUCUGGGAUAAAUAACGUAAAUUUACUGUCACAUUCGGCACGCUAGUUGUUUAGCCUGUCUAGCCUACUCCUCAUUGGAACAAUGGAUCUUUAAAGCCCGCUACAUCUGACGGAAAAGGGUGUGGGCAAGCAAAAAGUUAUAUUAAGCUGUAUUAUUUUAAUAAGUAGCACAUUUAAGUUCGAACGAGUUAUAAUGUGUCUACUGAUUAAAAUAUUACUAUAAGGGAAUAUAUAACAAAAAUCAACAAAUAUAAGCCAUUAUUAAUAGAUAUAUGGGUUUUUCUAAUAUGCAUAUGAUUAAGCGUACAUUCAUCAGAACGUUCAUUGGCACAUGAGAACGUUAAUGUUAAUAAAUAAUACGCAAGGCUUGUUCAUGCCACCAGAGUAUUUAUAUAUUUGGCACAGGAGAACGUUCACAUUCCAUUCAAGCAGACUGCAGCCCCAACUACCGAGCACAAACUGCGCCUUCUAGCGGACUGAUACCCCCACUGAGGACCAAACAACUUGAUGUCUUUUCUGUUAACUAGGCUAUUUGUAGCCAUUGGGUCAUUCUCAUCUGUUAGGUGCUGAACAGGCCUAUUGACAAAUAGAAGUGAGUUUAGAGUCAAGGAUGGAACAAGUGGAGCAGUUGAGAGGAGAGAGCCCCCAGCUCGCAUCCAUCCAGUCAGGUGCCUCUGGGGCUACAAUAGAAGAGGGAAAUCCUGGAACCAGCACCCGGAGGAAGCGCAGAAAGAGAGAGCCCCGACCGGAGUCCAUUAUCGUGUACCGCUCCGACAUGGAGAGAGAUGAUGGAGAGGAGUGUGGAGGCAACAUAGAAGGACCAGAGAGAAGCUCAGAGGAAGGGGUCAGAUUUCUCACAGCCCCAAGUGAAGAGGGCUGGAGCCUACCUCCCGAUAGUCGCUAUGUGACACUAACAGGCACCAUCACACGUGGGAAGAAGAAAGGUCAGAUGGUGGACAUUCAUGUCACGCUAACGGAAAAGGAGCUGCAGGAGAUGGCCAAGUCCAAAGAGCGGCUGGAUGCUGAGUGUGAGGCAGGAGGAGGAGCCAAGCGACCAUGCCGUUUCGGGGUCUGCCAGGGGCCGCAUGUGGUGUUGUGGACCCUCUCCUGCAUCCCUGUGGUUUUCGUCCUCUCCUUCAUAGCCUCAUUUUACUAUGGCACACUCACGUGGUACAACGUCUUCCUGGUGUACAAUGAGGAGAGGACGUUUUGGCACAAGGUCACCAUCUGCCCCUGUCUCAUUGUCUUCUACCCUGCACUCAUCAUGGUCAUGUCAUUGUCCCUGGCGCUGUACUCAGCUGUGGUGCAGGUGUCCUGGGCAUUUAGCGAGUGGUGGGGGUCUGCGAAAGACCUGGAGAAGGGAUUCUGUGGCUGGGCCUGUGGGAAGCUGGGGCUGGAGGACUGCUCUCCAUAUAGCAUUGUGGAGCUGCUCGACUCAGAUACUAUCUCUGGAAGUCUGCAGGGGAAGACUCUAGGUGAGAGUGUGCAGACUUCCUCUGUGUGAGAACCUGUCUCAUGCAACAGCUUUGUGCUGGUAUAUAAGACUUGGUAAUUAGUCCCCAGUGUUGACUGAGUGUUUUUUAGGAGUGUAAACUUUGUUUCACCACAAUAUAAUUUCCAUACUUUCAAGGUAAAGGCUCAAUAUUUGUUAAUUAAUAUUUUGUAAUUAAUCAUUUGAAGGGAUCAGUAUUUUACAGUAAUAUUUUACAUAUGAAAUGUUAGUAAUAUGUGGCAGUACAGUUCCAUCAAGUAAUAUAUAUGAUAAAUACUUCCAUUAAAUAAAUGUUACAUUUUUUUAUUUCAAUACAGAGUAAACUAAAAUUGGAUUGAAGAAAAUCAGUCUUCUAAAAUAAAAUGCAUCCCUAGAUUAUUACUUUUAAUUGUUGAUUUCAACCACAAAGCAAUGGGGAACAGACAUUUUAUGGUCUUAAACAUUUUUAUGUUUCAUGACCCUUAUUUAGGCCAGUCCUCUUUCUCUGUGUAGUCAUUUUUAAGUUAAAAUUAAAGAUUUUUUUAGAGUUAAACACUUUUUCUUUAACAAGUUAUUUCUAAUUGCCUUUUAAACUAUGUAUUUAAGCUAUUUAUUAUGUUUUUCUGAUAUUUAUUUGAAUAGAUUGUAUGUCUAUCUGGAUUAUUUACUUUUUUUAGUCUACACCAGCUAAAAAGGGAGGAAAUGGCCUUUGAUAAUCCCUGCACACUAUAUAAAGCCAUAUACCAGAUAUCCCUUGUGGGUUAAAAUUGAAAACACUUUUAUGAGGAACUCUGUGAGUAGUAUUGUUAAUUAUUUUUUUAGUCAAUGGUUGGUAUAUGUAUAUGUAUAUGUAUUUUUAGACAAAAUUAUUAAAAUCUGUUUUUUGCACAGUAUUUUUUGAAAAAUGCAAAUAACACCACCAUGACGAUAUGCCAGUUAUGCCUAAUCUUACUAAGUACAGCACAGAUGGUUUAAACUAACAUUUUGACAUGUAUCUCAUUAGACAAUAAAGCCAUUUAUAAUUAGAA
Molecule: messenger RNA, 2804 nt
Organism: Electrophorus electricus (electric eel)
Lineage: Eukaryota; Metazoa; Chordata; Actinopteri; Gymnotiformes; Gymnotidae
Gene: tmem169b
Product: transmembrane protein 169b
Source: RefSeq, a predicted model, not a curated record